AUGGGUAGAGCCAUAGAUGACGUUGCUUCGUCUGUCACUGAGAGAGAUAUCGAGGUCAAGAAUAGGAAGAGAUCAGCUGCUUCUUCUGGGCAGUCUCAGAUUGAAAGGGUUCCUCGCAAGAACCUACGCUCAUCCUCCAUCCCAACCACCAUUGACAUCACGACUGAUUCUCCUAGGGAUGAGGUCCUUGUGAGCUUUCCUGCUGACUUUCUAGCUGAAGAAGGUCUAGAAGGUGGGAUCUGGCCUGCAGCUGACAAGCUCGUAUUCCCAGCUGCACAAAAGAGGUUAAAGGGACAGGACCCUGAGGUCAUCCUGAACCAUGCUGUCCAGCUAUCCCUACAGCUUUCCCAGAGUUGCAUAGCUGCCAGGGACAGCUUGCGGACUGUUGCUACCCUUCAGGAUAAGGUGGCUCGUCUGCAAAAGGACAAUUUGAGCCACCAAGCUAAGCUGGAGAGGGAGAAACAGUCCCGGCUGGAUGCUGAGAGCAAGUUAGCUGCUGAACAAAAAUUGAUGGAGAAAGAGAGGCUGGAAAAAGAUGAGAAGAUAGCUGAGGCGGAGAAGGAAAAUGCACGCCUGGCUGCAGCUGUAAGAGAAGCUGAGGAGAGGGCUUUAGACACCAAGCUGAAGCAAAAAUUAUCGAAACUGCGAAGCUAG
Messenger RNA from Beta vulgaris subsp. vulgaris (sugar beet), 654 nucleotides. RefSeq lists its product as uncharacterized. The record is from RefSeq and is a predicted model, not a curated record. The coding region runs from base 1 to 654 and encodes 217 amino acids. The transcript has 3 exons. Lineage: Eukaryota; Viridiplantae; Streptophyta; Magnoliopsida; Caryophyllales; Amaranthaceae.